This is a messenger RNA of Nothoprocta perdicaria, 1043 nucleotides long. It is a transcript of the gene ACER3, whose product is annotated as alkaline ceramidase 3. Gene Ontology annotation, biological process: ceramide metabolic process; phytosphingosine biosynthetic process. Bases 1 to 804 code for a protein of 267 amino acids. Gene Ontology annotation, cellular component: endoplasmic reticulum membrane. The transcript has 11 exons. The record is from RefSeq and is a predicted model, not a curated record. Lineage: Eukaryota; Metazoa; Chordata; Aves; Tinamiformes; Tinamidae.
AUGGCUCCGGCCGCCGACCGGCAAGGUUACUGGGGCCCGCCGACCUCCACCUUGGAGUGGUGCGAGGAGAAGUACGCCGUCUCCUUCCACAUCGCCGAGUUCUGGAACACAGUGAGUAACCUGAUUUUCAUUCUACCUCCAAUCUAUGGUGCGAUUCAGACCUAUAAAGAUGGCCUUGAAAAACGGUAUUUAGCUGCAUAUUUGUGUCUCACAGCUGUGGGAUUGGGAUCUUGGUGCUUCCACAUGACCCUGAAGUAUGAAAUGCAGCUGUUGGAUGAACUGCCAAUGAUAUACAGUUGUUGUGUGUUUGUCUACUGCCUGUAUGAAUGUUUCAAGUAUAAGAACACAGUCAAUUAUCCGCUGCUUUUCCUGUUAAUAACAUACAGUGUCGUAGUCAGCAUWGUUUACUUAAAUUUGAAAGAGCCAAUAUUCCAUCAGAUCAUGUAUGGAACCUUAGUCUCCAUUAUAGUACUACGAUCUGUAUAUAUAGUGUUAUGGGUAUACCCAUGGCUUAGAGGUCUGGGCUAUACAUCUCUAACUGUAUUCUUAAUGGGAUUUUUUCUCUGGAAUGUGGAUAACAUUUUCUGUGAUAAAUUGAGGGCACUACGAGAGAAGAUGCCUCCUGUUGUGGGAGCUGUGACACAGUUUCAUGCUUGGUGGCAUAUACUUACAGGCCUGGGCUCUUACCUGCAUAUCCUUCUGAGUUUAUACACGAGGACACUUUUUCUGAAACACAGGCCAAAGGUGAAGUUUAUUUUUGGAAUAUGGCCUGUUCUUCUGGUGGAGCCACCCAAGAAACUUUGACGGAGAUCGAGGCAGUUGCAUUCUCAACCACAUAACCCCGGCUGAAAUGAAGAGAUUCAACAGUUGCUACAGCUGAAGUGUCAAAAUUAUGGAUGAAUUCAAGUACCACUGCUAUAAAAGGACUUCUCUCCGUUACUUGGCCUCCCAGCCAGACCAGAGUGAAGAGUUGACACGUUAAGGAAAUAACAUUGAGUGUGGUUUUAUUCUAAGUUGUUAAAAAAAAAAAAAAAAAAAAAAAA